CUGCAGUAGCAUAAGCUAAGUGUGUGUUGGAUAAUAAACAUUGUGACUUCACUUUGUGGAUUAUUGUGUUUAUAAAAUAUUAACCAAAAAUGAAACUCCUAGCAGUGCUGUGUGCCUUGGUAGCGUUCGUGGCUGCAAGGCCUGACGAUCAUUACAGUGACCGAUAUAAUAACUUCAAUAUUGAUGAGCUCAUCGGUAACGAAAGGCUGAUGAAGUCAAAUGUUCUAUGCUUCGAAGAUGAGGGCAAGUGCACUCCUGAAAUGAGCGAAAUUAAAGAGUUGGCGCCUGAAGCAGUGCAAACGUCGUGUGCUAAAUGCACUGACCAACAAAAGGUCCUCGUCGCUAAAGUGAUGAAAGCCGUGAUGGAGAAGCUGCCCGAAGAUUGGGAGAAACUGCGCAAAAAGUACGAUUCUGAAGGAAAAUAUGAAAAUGACUUCAAGGCUUUCGUUGAAAAAUACUCUGCUUGAAACGAGUAAAUACUAAUUUUGUUGCAAUUAUACAGAGCUAUCUAUAUAUGUGAAUAGUUGAUUAAAUAAAGCUAUUGAAA
Molecule: messenger RNA, 547 nt
Organism: Colias croceus (clouded yellow)
Lineage: Eukaryota; Metazoa; Arthropoda; Insecta; Lepidoptera; Pieridae
Product: allergen Tha p 1-like
Exons: 3
Coding region: 90-467 (125 amino acids)
Source: RefSeq, a predicted model, not a curated record